UAAUUGAAAUGGCGACCUCGCGAUAAAUCAGUAGUUAUUAUAGUCGAUAUUUCGGUUCGGUUCAUAUUAAACCUGAUUAAACCACAGAGAUUGUAUCACAAACUCCUAUCGAAUGACCGAUCUAUUCUAUACCUUGUUUGUGUUAACUGUAGAGUGCCGAAUAAGAAGUUUCAUCCUCUUGUUUAUCCUUUAAGUGGACUGCACAAACAUGUAAAUGUUCAAUGUAAAUAUUUGACAAGUGAAUAUUGAGGAAAACAAAUAUGUUACCGAAAACGGAUGUUAGCUUACCGGGUAGAUUAUUAUACCUCUGUUAUAACGAAGUUCAAAUUAUAAACAGAAUUAAUACUUUGAUUAAUAAUUUCGUACUUUCAGACGUUCCACUACCAUUUUCUUUACUUAUAAUCACAUUAUUGUCUUUGUGCUUUGCUAAUAGCUACAAUGGUGACUUUGUGUUUGAUGAUUCUGAAGCCAUUAUAAAUAAUGAAGAUGUACAAACAAAUCCUCUUAAAGAUUUAUUUAAAAAUGAUUUUUGGGGCACUAAAUUAACUUACAAGCAAAGUCAUAGAUCAUACCGACCACUUACAAUUCUUACCUUCAGAUUACAAUUCUGGCUUCGUGAAACUUUUGUAGCUCAAGAUUAUCAUAUAGUAAAUAUUAUUUUACAUACACUUGUAUGUAUAUUACUGUUGCCUGUAUUUAACAUAAUUUUGGGCUCAAAAGAGAAAAACAUUGCAGUUUAUGCUACUAUAUUAUUUGCUGUUCACCCAGUACACACAGAAGCUGUUUCAGGUAUUGUAGGUAGAGCAGAAUUGUUGUGUGCUCUAUUUAUGUGGUUGUCUAUUUUGCUAUACAAUUAUUCAAUCUAUGGAACAAGAUUACUAUGUAGAUGGUGCAGUAUGUGUGGUUGCAUCAUAUCUAUAGGAAUUUCAAUGUUAUGCAAGGAGACUGGAAUUACAGCAAUUGGUAUUUGCAGUAUAUAUGAUCUUGUAGUGGUAAACAAGGUGCUGCCUUCUGAUGUGAUCACGUUUCUGACUAUACAAUUCUCUUACACAAAAAUAAAGAAUAUUAUUAUGCAGAAACGAAAAUUAUUGAUCAGGCUUUUUAUACUUUUUCUAUCUGGUUUAAUACUCGUAAUUUCAAGAUUCAGUGUUAUGGGAUUUAAACCUCCUACUUUUCAGCCUGUUGAUAAUCCAGCAUCAUUUUUAGAUAAUAUAUUUUUGCGAAUGAUGAAUUAUAGUUAUAUUUACUGUUUAAAUGCAUGGCUUCUGAUAUGUCCACAAUGGUUAUGCUUCGACUGGUCUAUGGGUUGUGUACCUUUAAUUACUACAUAUGAUAUAAGAAUACUUUAUGUUCUUAUUUUUUGGCUGAUUAUUGGCCUACUGUUCACUUAUGCAUUCAACCCACAUGAAGAUAAAUCUGUAAGAUAUACAAUUAUGGGACUGGCGAUACUAGUCAUUCCAUUUCUCCCAGCUAGUAAUAUCUUUUUUAAUGUUGGAUUUGUGUUAGCAGAGAGAACCUUAUACAUUCCUUCUGCUGGUUAUUGUCUCUUAUUCGUUAUAGGAUUACAUAAACUUUGUAAUCGUAUUUCUAUGCAAUAUGCAUUAUUAGCAUACACAAUUUUAAUUUCAUUAUUUUUCACGAGAUCGUGGAUGAGAAGUGAUCAAUGGAAAACUGAAACAUCGCUUUUCAGAUCAGCGUUACUUGUUUGUCCGUUAAACGCGAAAGUUCAUUAUAAUAUUGCUAAAAAUGCUGCUGAUGCUGGAAAUUCGACCUUGGCACAGUACGCAUACGAAGAAGCUUUAAGAUUAAAUCCUAAGUACGCUCAAGCUAUGAACAACCUUGGCAACUUGCUCAAGGAUCAAGAAAAAUAUUUAGAAGCAGAAAGUUUAUUUAAACGGGCUAUAGAGCUGCAGGAAGACUUUGCCACAGCAUGGAUGAAUUUAGGUAUUGUCCUAUCGGCACUAAAGAAGUACAAAGAAUCUGAAAAGAGUUACUUAACGGCUCUUUCUCAUAGAACCAAAUACCCUGAUUGCUUAUACAAUUUGGGCGUAUUGUAUUUGGAACAAAGAAAUUACGAUAAAGCUUUAAAAGCUUGGGAAGCGGCUACUAGACAGAGAAGAACUCACAGAAGAGCAUGGACGAACAUGAUAUUACUUCUUGAUGAUUUAGGUAUGCGUGAAGAUGCACUUAAAACAGCGACUCAAGCUUUACAGUUCCUACCAGAUAAUGCCUCUAUUCACUUUAAUAUUGCAAAUAUAUUAGGCAAAGCUGGAAAUUUUGUAGCAGCGGAAAUGCACUUCAAAAUUGCAAUAUCGAAAAAUCCAACAGAUUCUAUGUUUUUUACAAACUUGGGCGUACUUUACCAUCGAUGGAAUAAAUUGAAUGAAGCCGAAUAUAUGUACAAGAAAGCAUUGGAAAUUAAACCAGAACUUCAUAGUGCAAGGGAUAAUUUAAAGAAAUUGUAUUCUCUGAAGUCAUCAAUAAAAUAAUUUAAUUUUUAGAAUAAUAGAAU
Molecule: messenger RNA, 2512 nt
Organism: Hylaeus volcanicus
Lineage: Eukaryota; Metazoa; Arthropoda; Insecta; Hymenoptera; Colletidae
Product: protein O-mannosyl-transferase TMTC4-like
Exons: 11
Coding region: 261-2489 (742 amino acids)
Biological process (GO): protein O-linked glycosylation via mannose; endoplasmic reticulum unfolded protein response
Cellular component (GO): endoplasmic reticulum
Molecular function (GO): protein binding; mannosyltransferase activity
Source: RefSeq, a predicted model, not a curated record